This is a messenger RNA of Oppiella nova, 353 nucleotides long. The record is from the annotation of a GenBank genome assembly. NCBI's taxonomy places the organism in Eukaryota, Metazoa, Arthropoda, Arachnida, Sarcoptiformes, Oppiidae.
CAUCGAUAUAUCGGUGUGUGAGUAGUAAUCGAUGUCUUUGUGUGAGUGAGUGAUCAGUGAUCUGAUGAUCUGAUCCUGUAAUGAGACACUGAAGUAGUCGUACAUCUGGUGAACGGAUCCAUUGAAGAAUUGAAGACAAGAUGUGCGCCAAUGCGUCACCGUUUGUGUCCUCGCAAUACAGUCAUCCGGGUUUCAAUCCGACAAAACUGGGCCAAAGAGCUCAGCAGAUGAUGGGUGAGCAUCGGGUGCCGAAAGCGCCGAAACCACCGGACAAGCCGUUGAUGCCAUACAUGCGCUACAGUCGAAAGGUGAGUGCUUUUGCAUUAUUGCUGAUCCAGUGGUCGACUGAUUGA